Molecule: messenger RNA, 1791 nt
Organism: Cyphellophora europaea CBS 101466
Lineage: Eukaryota; Fungi; Ascomycota; Eurotiomycetes; Chaetothyriales; Cyphellophoraceae
Exons: 3
Coding region: 1-1791 (596 amino acids)
Biological process (GO): DNA-templated transcription
Cellular component (GO): nucleus
Molecular function (GO): DNA binding; zinc ion binding
Source: RefSeq, a predicted model, not a curated record
AUGGCAAGUUUGUAUUUUCAGUACUGCCACAUGCAACCAUUGUGGCUAUUCGACGAGGACGAUCUGGCUUCGCCAGAGAAGUAUAGCGAAGAGAUCAUUCUGGCUUUGAUGGCCUUGACGCUGCCUUAUUCGUCCCAUACUCGCUUUCAGGGUCGAACCGAGGAGCUGAGUCGACACUAUUCGAAGCUGGCUCGCGAUCGCAUCCUGCUUCAGGUGACGGAAGGGAAUGUCAAGCUUUCUACCAUUCAGGGACUCUGCAUGCUGGCAUUUGCCAACUUCAUAGUCAGAGACGUGCAUUUUGCUUCGCUUCAUAUCAGCAUGGCCAUGACCUUUCUCAGGUGUGCAGGCAUGGACGCCGAGGCACGGCCUGGAGAUCUUUCGGGACCCGCAGAGGCACGUCGAAGGGUGUUCUGGAGUCUCUUAUACCUUGACCAGAUCUAUGGGCAGCAGAGCACACCGCUGAACGUGCUGACCAACUUUGACAAUCCCAAGUACGUGGGAUCAAAAUUGGAUCUCCCCCGCGAGUUCAGUAUUCUUCCACCUUCUUGGCCACAGGAAUCGUUUGUUUCGGGCCAGACACAAGGUGGCGGCAUCUGGGCUUAUCUGGUCCAGCUCUCUACGCUUUGGAGACAGGUGCGGACAUACAUGAGCCAGUGCGCUGAUAGCAACACCAAGACCCCAUGGUCUGCUGACUCUGGCUACUCGAUCAUAUGCGCACACCUGAUGGAUCUCGAGACCAAAUUGCCAGCUGCCCAUCGAUACGACUUGGCGCGUUUCCCAGAUCAAUCCACCGAAGAUCUCGAAAACAAUCGAGCCUACUGGAGUCCCUGGCUGUCGAUCCAGUUCACAUACCAUGCCAUUCACAGCCUGCUGAAUCACCCAUUCCUAUAUUCAUCGCGGCCGCAGCAGUCAGCUCAGCUCGCCGUGCCUAAUACUUUCUGGAAGACGUCUUCUGAGCUUGCCCUUCUCCACUCCACCUGGAUCGUUCGCUUGAUUGACAUGGUCACCGAGAAGCCCUAUCCGAUCUCGGAUCCGUUCGUGGGCCAUUGUGUUGCCAUUGCAGCCACGAUCCUCAUCUACUUCUGUCGCGCGGCAGACACGAACCUCAAACAGGCGGCACAGAGCAAGCUUACGGUGUGCAAGAUCUAUCUGAGCGAGCUUGCAGUCAGAUGGCCCGUUUGCAAGACGAUGCACGACAGACUCCAAGCACUGAUGAGAUCCGCGUUCGACUCCAACGAGCGCGACUCGUCCCGUCGAACCGUCUCGAUCAACACCAGUUUGAUGUGGGAGGUUCUCGACUACACCAACGUCGACACCCGCCGCAAACACGCAAGCGGCGGCACACUCUUCCACGAAUCCCUCUGCCCCACCACCGACGCAGCCGACGAAGAAGACGACACGGUCGAAACCCAGAUCUUCCACAGCUCGACCCGCGAAGUCGAUACCUCUGAUGGCGGCCAGGCUCUACCCCCAUUCUCAGACCACGUCGUGCGGCGGACCACGUAUCCUCGUACAAGCCGGGGCCGCAAUGAGCAGCAGGCCGAGUGGCUAUUGCCAGACCCUGCGAUGGCUUCCAACCCGGCCGUUGCUCUUCCUCCGGGGGGCAAUCAGAACAUGGCGGGACCGCCUCAGGGGCAAGGUCCUCCUCCUCCUGGUGCGCCCCAGUAUGCGCCAUGGCUAGGUGCAUUCACGGGGAAUGCCUCGAUCAUGGACAUCACGCACGACCCGUUCAUGCAGUUUCAGGACUCGGGGAGUCCGUACUUUGGGAUGUGGGAGGUUGGGAACCUGUGA